Trichomonas vaginalis G3 is the source of this 1032-nucleotide messenger RNA. Its product is annotated as STKc CK2 alpha domain-containing protein. Gene Ontology annotation, cellular component: nucleus; cytosol; protein kinase CK2 complex. The record is from RefSeq and is a predicted model, not a curated record. Gene Ontology annotation, biological process: protein phosphorylation. The transcript has a single exon. NCBI's taxonomy places the organism in Eukaryota, Parabasalia, Trichomonadida, Trichomonadidae. The coding region runs from base 1 to 1032 and encodes 343 amino acids. Gene Ontology annotation, molecular function: protein serine/threonine kinase activity; ATP binding.
AUGACGCGGGGAAGAGCAGUUCAACGAGAAAAUCCUCAAUAUAAUAUUGAAACGGUCUCACUUGUGUACGCUAAUGUUAACCAAGAGAAAGGUCCAAGUUGGUAUGAUGUCGAAAACUAUGAACUCCCACGAGAUUCUCAAGAUCCUUACUAUCUACUCGACUGGGUAGGAACUGGAAAAUAUAGCGAUGUUUACACCGCCAAAUAUGGAGAUCAAAUCGUUGCAAUUAAAGUUUUGAAACCUGUUCGUUCGCAAAAAUAUAACAGAGAAGCUAAGAUUUUAAUUAAUUUACGAGGCGGUCCUAAUAUUAUUCAGCUUAUAUCAGUCGUGCAGAAUCCGAAAAACUUUCAAUAUAGUUUUGUUUUCGAGUAUAUUAAUGAUAUUGGUUUUGAUACUUUGAUGAAAACAGCUACAGACCUAGAAGCUCGCUUCUACCUUUAUCAGUUAAUGAGAGCAUUGCAGUAUUGUCACUCUCAAGGUAUUAUGCAUCGAGAUGUCAAACCGCUAAAUAUUUUAUACGACAACAAGCAGAGAAAACUCAGAUUAAUUGACUGGGGCUUAGCAGACUUUUAUCAUCCAUAUCAGCGCUACAACAUUCACGUUGCAUCUCGAAACUUUAAACCGAUUGAAUUAUUACUUGAUUAUCAAUGCUACGAUUACUCGGUAGAUAUCUGGAGUUUUGGUGCUACCAUGGCAGCUUUGAUUUUCAAAAAGACACCAUUCUUUAAAGGAAACAACGAUCUUGAGAUGAUCAAAGAAAUUGCAUCGGUUUUAGGUGGUGAAAAGCUCGAAAAAUACAUGCAGAAAUACGGAAUUCCUCAGCCAGAUGGAUUUCCAAAGUCUUGCCUCAAGAAAAAGGCAAAACCUCUUGAAUCUUGCCUCAGAAAGAACGCAAAGAAAGAUCUUGUGUCUCCUGAGGCUUUGGACUUGCUGGAUAAAUGUCUCAGAUAUGACCAUCAGGAGAGAAUUACUGCAGCGGAUGCAUUGAAGCAUCCCUACUUCGAUCCAGUUCGUGAUAUGGUUGCCAAUUGA